AUGGCGGAUAUCGAUUUGCACCCCCCUGGGUCGGAACACCUUCGACGCCCCCAAAGACACCCUUUCUCAACUUCCACAUUUUUUAAAGUAAACUCCAAGAAACGUAAAGUUUUGGAACCGUUUAAGUGUAUUGAAGGCUUCCUCGACCCCUACAAAUGCCUCUCGUGUUGCAGCAAAACCCCCCUUUUAGCCCAACUCAAGACCCACUCCUUGACCAAAAUCCCCAUAAAUCGUCAAAAAAGUGACACAGUUUGUUACAUUUGUGAAAGUUGCCAUUUUGAGACUUAUUCCCGUUUAAUCCUCAUGAAACACAUUUACACAAGUCGGUGCAAAGUCACCGACAAGACCUCAGUUUUGAUGUUGAUGAAACUAGUGGAUAAAUCGGGAGAGAAAAAGAUUAAACUUUAUUGCUCGGAGGGCGUCCCCCCCCGGACUCUCCACCACGUGCAACGCCCGGCACUGCCGCCCCCCGACGCCCCCACAUUGAUCCCUUGCCACUUAUGCGAGUUCAAGACCAAGGACCGGAACUACCUCAAAACGCACAUCCUGCGGAAGCACACCCCCCCUGAGGCCAUCACAUGGCACCAAUGCGAGUUGUGUCUCUACGUGGGGAAGUUCAAGAGCGAUUUGAAUCGUCACGUGAUCAAACAACACACCCCCAGGGUGAAAAGGGUGGAGAUUCGGUGUAAAUUCUGCAGGUCGAGUUUUAAGACGGAGGAGACUCUAGAGACACAUGUCUCGAGGAGGCACACCAACGAGGUUGUCAAGUGGUAUCGGUGCGACGAGUGCCCCCAUAAAACCCGCUACAGCGAGCAUUUUAAGAGACACAAACGCGAACAACAUGCGGCGGAAGAAGAACAGAAUUUGCUCCUGUGUGAGCAUUGCGGGUAUAAAGCCAAACAGAAAAUACACCUGAAAUUGCACGUGAUCCAAAGACACACUGCUGAUAAGGAUAUCGAGUGGUACAAAUGCGAGGAGUGCGAGUAUAAAGCGAAAUUGAAAGCGAGUUUGAAGGAUCACAUUUUGAGGAAACACGCACCCAGUGAUAUAAAGUAUUUCGAGUGUGCCAAGUGCGAGUAUAAAACAUUCAAGAGAUAUCUGUUGAAGACACACGAAAUGCCGUGGAGGAUCAAGGUCAAGUAG
Tribolium madens (black flour beetle) is the source of this 1143-nucleotide messenger RNA. RefSeq names its product zinc finger Y-chromosomal protein 2-like. Gene Ontology annotation, cellular component: nucleus. Gene Ontology annotation, molecular function: DNA-binding transcription factor activity, RNA polymerase II-specific; RNA polymerase II transcription regulatory region sequence-specific DNA binding. Lineage: Eukaryota; Metazoa; Arthropoda; Insecta; Coleoptera; Tenebrionidae. The record is from RefSeq and is a predicted model, not a curated record. The coding region runs from base 1 to 1143 and encodes 380 amino acids. The transcript has 2 exons. Gene Ontology annotation, biological process: regulation of transcription by RNA polymerase II.